This is a messenger RNA of Paramecium pentaurelia, 2582 nucleotides long. Lineage: Eukaryota; Ciliophora; Oligohymenophorea; Peniculida; Parameciidae. The record is from the annotation of a GenBank genome assembly.
AUGUCAAAAAAUAACACAACUAUCAGCCUUACUAUAAAUUAAUUGAAAGAUUAAUGGUAAAAAAGCUGCAAGAAAGAAAUUGUAACUUAAUUUGUACGUUAACCAUCAAUAAAUUAAAUAAGAAUUUCCAAAAACAACAGAUCUUCAAAUUAUCGUACUUCUCCUAAUAAGUUAAUAAAUGAAUAAAAUUAAACACCUAAAACUUUGAUGCAAGACAAUAUUUCAAUAGAAUCUACAAUUACUAUUAGCAGUUAAAUUUUUAAAAGCGAUUCACAUAUUGACAACAAUUAGAUUUAACCAACUCCAUAAAUAAAAUUGAUUAUUAAUUAAGAACAUUUCCAUAUUGAUGCAACUACUAAAUUGGAAAUAGAAGAUGAAUCAAAUUCUUAAGAAUAAAUAUAAAUUAGUAAUAUGUAAACAGAGUUGUCUUAAUUUCGUUUUAUAAACAUCUCUAAUGAUAUUGAUAAUUCUAUUAACUACUUAGAUUUAAAGUUUCAACCUAUAGUAUUUCAAAAUUCUAUCUUAUCAAACACAUUUUAGAAAAAAGCCGAAAGCAACAAAAUAACACAUAAAAUGUAUAUGAUGUAAAAAUUAAAUAAAUUCAAAAAGGAUGAAAUGAAUAAGAAAAUUAUUAAACAUGAUCCUUUAAAGGAAUCAUUUUUAUUAAAUCCUGAAUUAUCACUUAAAAUAUAGACAUCUUAAUCAAUAAAAUUGAUAAAAAUAAAUCCUAUUUAAUAAGAGAAUUUAUAAGAUUAACAAUUAAAUAAAUUAGAUUAUGAAAUCUAAAAAUCUAUUAUAUCAAAUGACAAUUACAGUUUUGUCAGUGAAGUUGUAUAACCAAAAAUCUAAAAUUUUAGAAAACCAUUAUAAUAAGAGUAAGAUAAUUAAAGUGUUCAAAAAUUGAAUUUAAGAAUAGAAACUAUACAUGAAAUUAAAUAAUAUUUCAUUCAAACUUUUCCUACCAUUUCUUUAAAGUUUUAAAAAAUAAAAAUGGAAACUGUAAACAUAUAAUAAAAUUCUAUUCAUGAAAAUAAUAAAUUAAUAAAUGAUCAACCUAUUAAAGAGAGUAUUUUAUUAAAAUCUUAACCCAUGAAAUUAUCAUUCAAUUUACUAAAAAAAGAUUAGAUUCCUUUAUUCUAAUUGUUCAUUUUGAUAGGAGAAAUACAAAUAAAUGACAAAAAAUUAUAAAUGAAUGAUUAAAUUCCAAUAAAGAAUUAUCCUACACCCAAUCUUAACUCUAAUUUAAUGAAAUCUGAUAUAAUUGAUAUUGAUGUUAUUAAAGUUGAAAUAUCUCAAAAUAUAACUAAAGAUUGUAAAAUAAAUUUAAUAAGUAGAAGUAAUUAGACUACUUAAAUAAAAUAAUUUAAACUUUCUAAUUUAAUAAAAGAUGAUGAUAAUAAACCUGAUUAACAUCUUAAAUGUAUGAAUGCGUUAGAAUUUAAUGAAAAUUUAUUGAAAGUUAAUUAUGAGAUAAUAUAACCUAAAGAAAAGCCUCAAUAUCCUACACUUCUUUAAAUGAAUCGAAUGAAGAUAGAAAAGAUAAAGGAGUUGAUAACUGAAGGUAAAACUUCGAGAGCAACUUUAAAAAUCAAACCAACUUAAAAAUAAGAUUUAUAUGGAAUUUAAUCUAGAUAAAUUACGGAUUUUAAUAAUUCUGAAAAAAAAUGUAUUUUACAUGGUAGUUUAAUUAUAGAAGAAGCAAAAGAAACAUAAGUUUAAUAAAGAUGUUCUAGUAUUGAUAAAGCUACAUAAAAUAUUAAAAUUAGUAAAAACUAAUUUUCAAUUCUAAAUAGAUUCUAAAAAAUAAAAUAUUUAGGUAGGGGUAAUGUUAGUGAUGCCUAUUCAGUAUUUGAUUAAUAAACAGGAAUGGCACUUGCUUUAAAAACAAUAUAAAAAUCAUUAAUUUAAAGUAAAGGUAUUAGUAAUUUGAUAUCAAAUGAAAUUAAAACAUAAAUGAUAUUAAAUCAUCCUAAUAUUUUGAAAUGCUAUGGAAUAAUAGAUGAUAAAAAAUAGGUAAAAUAUAAUAUAUAUUAUAGAUUGCUUUAAUAUUAGAAUUGAGUGAUCAAACAUUAUAUAAUUUUAUUCGACAUAACACAAUAACUAGAAAAGAAAUGAUUGAUAUUUUACAUUAAGUAAUUAGUGCUGUUAAUCAUUUACAUAACAAUGGUAUAAUACAUAGGGAUAUAAAACCAGAGAAUAUAUUAAUUUCUUAAAAUGUAAUCAAAUUGGCUGAUUUGGGUAUUUCUAUAAGAACUACAAGUUGUUCAUAAUAUUGUGGUACUUUAGGUUAUAUGGCACCUGAAAUUAAAUUACAUGAAAAAUAUACAUCAAAAGUAGAUUGUUAUAGUAUUGGUGUUUUAAUUUAUGAAAUGCUUUAUAAAAAAUUACCUUUACAAACUUUAUAUCCAAUAAAAAAUAUAAAGAAUGAUUAAUUGAUUGAUUUAAUGAAUAAUUUAAUAGAACCUAAUUAAGAUUUAAGAUAUUCUUGUUCUUAAGCUCUUGAUCAUGAAAUUUUUAACUAAUUAAUUUAUCCCUAAUUAAUAUAAACUUCAAUACUAAAUAAUCUUUAGAAAUUACUGUGA